AGUCAACAUGGCAGCGUGCGAGGUACGAGGGGAGCUGAAAUACAGAGAUGGACAGACGAAAGAGUUUGUGGUUAAAGCUGAAAACAACCUGAAAUCAGUUUUAGCUGGGGUUCAAAAGAUAAGCGCCGACGUGUCUGAGGUCCUCACAGAGCUUGUUUUACAGGAAAAGGGAACUGCGGAGAAUGGCAAGGGGGAUUUUGACGGCGGUGAUGAGGAAGAUGAUGACAGUGAUGAAGAGGAAGAAGACAAUUCCAAAGCCAAGCAGACGGCAACCAGUGCAGAGCCUCCAGCCAAACGCUCAAAGACAUUGAAAUCUUGAUUGCUUAAAGUAAGACCUACAGACAUGCAGGUCUGUUCCCUUUCACAGAGAUGCUUGUGGUGGAGGAUAUCCAUUUGUUACAAACGUUUCAUCUUUUUUAUGUUUUAUGUGCCAACCCUGUCAUCUCGGAAGCCGGUCCACAGUUUACCUGUUGCUUGGGAAACAGACC
Messenger RNA from Megalops cyprinoides (Indo-Pacific tarpon), 488 nucleotides. RefSeq lists its product as uncharacterized. The record is from RefSeq and is a predicted model, not a curated record. The transcript is spliced from 2 exons. Gene Ontology annotation, cellular component: EKC/KEOPS complex. Lineage: Eukaryota; Metazoa; Chordata; Actinopteri; Elopiformes; Megalopidae. The coding region runs from base 8 to 319 and encodes 103 amino acids.